Molecule: messenger RNA, 2995 nt
Organism: Culex pipiens pallens (northern house mosquito)
Lineage: Eukaryota; Metazoa; Arthropoda; Insecta; Diptera; Culicidae
Product: armadillo repeat-containing protein 8-like
Exons: 9
Coding region: 140-2107 (655 amino acids)
Biological process (GO): proteasome-mediated ubiquitin-dependent protein catabolic process
Cellular component (GO): GID complex
Molecular function (GO): protein binding
Source: RefSeq, a predicted model, not a curated record
AGCGCGAGCGAGAGCGAGAGAAAUGUGAAUUGCGUGUGUUUGUCAAAAAAGCACGAAAUUUUGAUCCGGGCUAUUUUCGCGUUUUAACCGUAGCAAAGUGCACCACUUCCGGCCGAAAACACCGACCAAACACGCCCCGAUGGCCCUGGAACCGUUUGCAUGCUUCAUGGACGUGGAGAACUCGCGCUCCUACAUUGACGAGUUGUACUCGGACGACGCGUACAAAUGCCAGGAGGCGAUAGUCUGCCUCAAGAAUGCCGUCAUCGGUUCGAACAAGAAGAAGGGUUCGGUCAUCUCACAGGGUAUCGUUCCUCGGCUGAUUGCCCUGCUUCGGGAUGAGUCCAAGGACUACGCAUUGCGACUGGACGCGGCCAUCGUCAUCGGUUCGCUGGCCAAGGGAACAGAAUCUCAGGUGCACUCGUUGAUCUACUACGAAACGGUGCAAGUAUUGCUAGGAAUUGUAGUCAACCCGGGUACCGACCGGAGACUUAUGGAGACCUGUCUGGGUGCGCUCAAGACCGUCCUGCAGUACCCGUUUGCCCCGAUCGAGCUGCUGCACUCCAACAUCGGCAAUCUGCAGCGGUUGAUUCAGCUGGCCUCGCCGAGCAGCAGCAUCCAGUGUCAAGAGUACGUGGCCAACAUCUUCGUGCCGCUGUGUCACUCGUCCCACCAGCAGAAGAACCUCUGCCAAGCCAACGUAAUCCCGUUCCUCGCCCGGCUGAUGACCACUCAGCUGACCGUUCUUCAGGUACCUGCCCUCAAGUGUCUCGCGGCGAUGUGCUUCACCAACAAGUACGUGUCGGACGCCGUCUGUCAAACCUGCCACGAGGAACGCUCCAUCCUGGACAUCUUGACCGUGCUGCUUUCGCGCACGCGAGACGUCCAGAUUCAGCUGUCCGCGAGCCGCUGUCUUACCUAUCUGCACCGAUCCGGAUCGCUUCGAGCCGAUGACUACAGAAUAGUUUACAAAACCUUGCCCAGCCUGGCCCGCCUAUGUUCCGAGGACUUUGAUGAAGAUACCCGUGCAACGGCAGCCGAAACGUUGGCCUACCUGGCGGAGAUCGACUCGGAGCUGCAGCGGCUGGCCGCCAUCAGCAACCAUCUGAUCUGUUCGCUGGCGAACCUGAUCCGGUGCCCGUCGCCGCUGUCCCGGCAGGGUGCGUUCCGCUGCUUCGCCUCGCUGGCCGCCAACGACGAGGACAUCCGCAAGCGGAUAAUCGAAAUGGAGGGCCUCAUGGAGGAGGUGCUGAACGGGCUGAAGGACACCUGUCCGGAGGUUCGCCUCUCCGCGGUUCGAUGUCUGCACUCGCUGUCCCGGUCGGUGCAGCUGCUGAGGACCACGUUCCAGGAUCACUCGGUGUGGCGUCCGCUGAUGGAUCUGCUCGUGGGCGAGCCGUCGCUCGAGCUGCUCACCGUGGUCACGUCGACGAUCUGCAACCUGCUGCUGGAGUUCUCCCCGGCCAAGGAGCCGAUGCUCGAGUCCGGCGCGGUCGAGAUGCUGUGCGAGCUGACGAAGCACAGCGAUCCGGCGCUGCGCCUGAACGGCAGCUGGGCGCUCAUGAAUAUGGCCUUUCAGGCCGAGCAACACGUCAAGUCGAAGAUCAUCAACACGCUCGGCACGGACCGGAUAUUCCAGCUGCUGGGCGACGCGGACGAGCGGGUCAUCAUGAAGACGCUGGGCCUGCUGCGGAACCUGCUGAGCAAUACGCUGCACAUCGAGAUCAUCAUGUCGGAGCACUCGUCCGAGGUGUUGCGAGCGGUGAACCUAGUCCUGGACGGACCGCAUCCACCCGAAGUGAAGGAGCAAGCUUUAAUAAUCAUAAGUAACAUUACGGCCGGAGCGCGGGACAAGGACUACGUGCUCGAGGACGAGAACAUAAUCAAAAAGAUUCGUGAAUUUCUGGUCGUCUCGGACAACAAGCUCCAAAUGGGGGCUGUGUUCGUGGUGCGGAACCUGAUGGACAAGAGCGGCCGGCAGAAGAUGCUGCGCGAGUCGGGCAUCCUGGAGAACCUGGAACAGCUGCUGCACAUGACGCCGCGGGAUUCGCAAUUUUACGAAGACAUACGGCAGGAGAUUUUAAGGUUUGAUUUCUCGGACGAGCACUGAGCGCCACCAUCAACCAACCAACCAACCAACCAUCAUCUCUCACGGAUUCCCCCCAUUCAGCAGUUGUUGACUCUUCUAGUGUGAUCGUGUGUGUGUGCGUGUUUGUUCUGUACUUUGUUGGAUGUGGCGCAUGUUUGUGAACCUGGUUACAGUAUCUUCCUCCGCGUGCGGUCACUCGACCUUCUAACCUCCGCGCGACGCGGCUCCCCCAGGAAGGUGUCGUUUGUUAAGUUUAUUCUAAUUUUAUUAAUUUAUUUAGAGCUCUAACAAGUGUGCAUGUAACGGCAGCAGUAUCAGGUCGAUUUCUUCCAAAACUGUGCAUGCGAAGGGAGAUCGAGUGUGCGACAGGACUAAAGUGUGAAACCGAUUGUAUAUAUUUCAUCCCCAAAACAAAAUAUGACUCGAAAUGUAAGGUAAUGACAAAAGAACCCAGCAGGGACGUUGAGUUUUCAGUUCAACACCGGAAAACAGGCAGGCUCUUCCAACCACCCACGAGCGUUGGAAAUAAAACUAGACGAGCGUCAAAACGCAUUUAUGUAUUCUACGACGAAGGAUCGACCGACAGAGAGCGAGAGACCAACGAGGAUGCCAAACAACCCUUUAGAGGUGCGCGCGCGCUGUUUCCUAAAUACGCAAUAAACACGCUUAGACGUUCCGCGAGCAAAGAAAGAAGAACCGUUUGGGUCGUGUAGCACUUUUAGAGACGAGAUUCAAGGACUGGCAGUGUUUUUGAAACACUCUUUACUGCGGGAAGAUUGCGGCGAACUUGCGUUUAUUGCAAAGAAUGUGACGACCCCUUAAGAAUCCCCCACUCCCUUUCAGUGAUCCAGAGUAGCGUAAGAGACCCCCCCUCAACCCAGUUGUAAAAUAAAUCCAGUGAUCAAACUA